Messenger RNA from Silurus meridionalis, 2059 nucleotides. RefSeq names its product calponin homology domain-containing protein DDB_G0272472-like. The record is from RefSeq and is a predicted model, not a curated record. Bases 143 to 2059 code for a protein of 638 amino acids. Lineage: Eukaryota; Metazoa; Chordata; Actinopteri; Siluriformes; Siluridae. The transcript has a single exon.
AUAUGAGCGAGAAAACCUAAGAAAGUGUUGGAAAGAACUUGACACUCUUGAAGAACAGAUACAAAAAGAGAGGGAUGAAAUAGAGCAAAUAAAAACCAAGCUGUUAACAGACAAACUGCUCAUUGACCAAAAGAACAUAGAAAUGAAUUACCAAAAGCAAAUUCUGGAGGACAGUUUUAUUGAAAUAGAAAGAGAUAGAACAAGUCUGGAAAAGAUGAAAUUGGAGCUCGAUUUGCAGAUAAAAGACAUUGAGGAAACCAAAGCCAUUCUCGAGAAAGAGAAAAAUGAUCUCAAAAAGACCAAGAUGAAUUUGGAGGGAAGAGAGAUGGAAUUGCACUUGCAGAUACAAGAAACUGAAAAAACUGCCAGGGAGAAGAUAAAGAAAGAGAGAGAAGAACUUGAUCAGUUAAUGAAAGAUAUUACCGUCCAGAAACAUGAGCUUGAAGAGCAAAUGUCUUUAAACAACAAAUUAAAAAAUGAACUAGAGGAAAUGAGGGUGAAACUAAAUUUGGAACAAGAAGCCAUCAGUCUUGACAAACAAGAGAUAGAGAAUGAGAGGAACAAAUUUGACCAAGAGAAAAACAAUCAUGAAAUGAUAAAGCUGGAUUUGGAGGAAAGAGAGAUGGAACUGCAACUAAAAAUCAAAAGCCAAUUGGAAAAAGAAGACAUUAAUAAAUUGGCAAUGGAAGAACAGCAGAACACAUUGGAAAAAGAAAUGAGUGAAAUCAACCAGCAAAAAGAAGAGGUCAAAUAUAAAGAAAAAGAUUUACUGAAAAGUUGGAAAGAACUUAACACUCUUAAAGAACAGAUACGGAAAGAGAGGGAUGAAAUGGAAAAAAAAAUAAAUAAGUUGUUAACUGACAAAUUGAUACUUGACCAGAGGGAGAAAGAAAUUAAUGAAAACAAGCAAAAUCUAGAGGACAGUUCACUAGAAAUCAAAAGUGAAAGAACAAGUCUGGAAAAGAUGAAAAUGGAACUUGAUUUGCAGAUACAAGAAAUGGAAAACAUUGUCAGGGCCAAGAUAAACAAAGAAAGAGAAGAUCUUGAUCAGUCCAUUACCUUGCAGAAGAAUGAACUAGAAGAAAUGCAGGUGAAGCUGAAUGUGGAACAAGAAGCCGUCGGUCUUGAAAAGCAAAAGAUACAGAAAGAGAGGAACAAGUUUGAACAAUCAAAAGCAUCCAUGCAGAGUGAAAUGCAGGACAUGAAGAAUACUUUAGAAAAAGCCAUGAUGGAAAAAAAAAAUCUGGAUGAAAUUAAGACAAGAUUAGCACAGGAAAAAGAACAAUGUAGGAUGAUUGUUGAAGAAACAAACCAGCAUAAGAAUGCCUUGGAGAAGAUGUCUGCUGAAUUAGAAAUGCAAAAGCAAGUCAAUGAGAUAUACAAAGCACUUCUUGAACAAGAGAAAAAUGAUCUUGAAAAGAAAAAGUUGGAUUUGGAAGGAAGAGAGAUGGAAUUUCAAUUGAAAAUCAGAAGUCAGUUGGAAAAAGAAGAAAGUGACAAACUGGCAAUGGAAGAACAGCGAAACACCUUGGGAAAAGAAAGGAGUAAAAUCAACCAACAAAUAGAUGAGAUUGAAAAUGAGAGAGAAAAGCUACUAAAGAGUUGGAAAGAACUUGACAAUCUUAAAGAACAGAUAGAAAGAGAGAAGAAUGAAAUAGAAGAAUUGAAAACCAAUGUGUUAAAAGACAAACUGCUUCUUGAGCAAAAAGAAACAGAAAUUAAUCAACAAAACCAAAUUUUGGGUCAACGUUUGAAUGAAAUAGAAAGCGAUAGAACACGCCUGGAAGAUAUGAAUUUGAAACUUGAUUUGCAGAGGCAAGAUAUUGAGGAAACCAAAGCCAUUCUCGAGAAAGAGAAAAAUGAUCUUGAAAAGAACAAGAUGAAUUUGAAGGGAAGAGAGAUGGAAUUGCAACUGCAGAUACAAGAAUUGGAAAAUCUAGAUAAACUUAAGAUGAGAUUAUUACAUGAAAGAGAACAAUGUAGGAUCAUUGUUGAAGAAACAAAUGAACAGAAAAUGCCUUGGAAAAGAUGGCUGUUGACCUUGACAUGCAAAAGAUAG